Molecule: messenger RNA, 3376 nt
Organism: Dendroctonus ponderosae (mountain pine beetle)
Lineage: Eukaryota; Metazoa; Arthropoda; Insecta; Coleoptera; Curculionidae
Exons: 17
Coding region: 309-3239 (976 amino acids)
Source: RefSeq, a predicted model, not a curated record
UCUAUAGUUGUCUUCAUCUAUGGUUUGGAUCGGUUCGAGUGGGUUCGAGAUCAUAUGUGGCAAUUGUUCUAUUGUCAAUGUGAUUAUAAAAUAUGAUCAAUACUUGUUGCAAUACAAGUUGUAAGUAUGUAGUGAACAGUAAAUUAGGUACCUAAAAUACAUUUUCUAUCUCGUGUGAAAAUUCUAGGGAAAUAAUGGAUAUUUCAAAGCAAUAAUUAAUUACCUACAUAGCGGUAGAUAUGUGACCUGGGAACAGGAGACAGUGCUAUUUAGUUAUUAGUUAGAAUCCUAUUUUGCAACCGGAUGGGAUGAGAUUGUUACACAUUUUUGUAUAUGGAACUUUAUAUUUUACUAAUUUAUGUGUACAAGAGAAUGAUGUCGUUGCAGUUGGUAAAUACGAUUUGCAGUGUGGUGAUUAUCGAAAUAUACUGAAAGCUCCAAGCAAGGUUACUAAAAUAAAGUUGCUAAAAAAUGUUGAAGCUCUGUACAGUGUUACAUCCGAAAAAGCAGUAAGUUGCGUAGUUAAUAGCGCAAACUGCACGUUAAUGACCUGGAAUAUUAUUCGAGGUUUGGAAAUAUUUCUUAAUAAACAUUUUAAUAACACUGGAACCAGUGGAAUUAUCCAAUUUGGGAAUAAUAUGAUUAUUCCUGGAUAUAAUUAUUUGCUUCACGUUAUUAUGAAAACAUCUUCGGGCAUCUUUGUGGAAAAUAGUUUUAAUCUCACGUUCGAUGCAAAUGACUGGCUUGAAGACAAAACUGCAUUUUUGGGGAAUUUAGAGUUAACUACUGGAUGUUACGCUAUACCUUCCACUCUUCCUAUUGUGGUAAAUGCUAAUGUUACUUUGUGCGGAGAUAUUCCAUAUUAUUACUUUCGAUGGUUCUUUGUCACAGAUGACCAAAAACUAGAAUUGGAAGAGAAAAGUUCAGAACUAAUAAUUUUUCCCGAUUCAAUAAUAACUGAAAAUGCUAAAAUUUGCAAAAUACAAUGCAAUGUUCUUGACUUUGAAAACAAUUCAAUUAUUUUGGAGGCUUCAGUUGAUCUGCUUCUCACUGCUCCACUGGAAAUCCAACUUCCGGAAAUUUUCUUACCCUUUAAUUACACGACUUUUAACAGGGGUGCUCCAAUAUCCAUCGAACCGUAUAUAUUAUUGCCCAAACUAAUGGAGGAUUAUCAGACACAGUGGUCUUGUUUGUUAGAAGAUACGUUGCUCUACGUAUGCCAAGCGCAAAUCAAUGAAGAAUUUUACGUCGAGACUGGAUUUAAUCAGGAAGGAAAUUACACAAUUACCAUUUUAGUCGCAGCCGGAAAUGUAGAAGUAACUGCAACAUGUCAUAUAAUAGUAGCACUGGAUGUACCGUCGAUAGAAUUUUUCAUACCCUAUCCUCUUAAACCAGACCGAGGAAUUGAAAUAACUGCAAGGAUAUCUGAACUGAGAACAUACUGCACUGUUCAAUGGAUUGGAGAUGGCGAUAAUGACCUAAAAACCAUUUUAGAGAACAACAUUUACAAUAUAUCUUCCAAAGAUAAAACUUUUCUUGAAGAAAUGGUAGAGCUGGGAAGCAUUACAGUGACUCGUGAUUUCAAACUGAAAUUUCCCCAGCCCUCAACAACAUCGUCUGGAUUGGAUAGUAAAAACUAUCAAGUGACUCUAACUGUUGUGUGUCCCUCACUUCAAGAAGUCAGUAAUGAAAAUAUUGUUAAAGAGCAACCUACAAGUUUUGUAACUGUACAUGGUGUAACUGGAUUUUUUGUUCCGCCUUCCCCAAAUGUGGAGGUUUUUGUGAUAUUAUCAGACCAAAACGAAGCUUUGAAUUCAGAAUUUACUUUUGUAGUUGAACUUACUGAGGAAAACAGUGAUGAUUUAAUGCUUGUUAAGUAUGGUUUUGUUUUAGAAGGUGUGGAAGUGCAAUUUUAUACUGGCAUUAAUGCAUUGAGCUCUAAAACUAUUUUGCCGUAUAAUGGAGAUUUUGGUGUUGAAACUUACGUAGAAGUUUGUGGUUACAAAAAUAGAUGCAGCAAAAAGUUGGGUCCUUUAGUUAAAACAACUUUAAGCUAUGACUAUUCUGAAAAAGACAUUUAUCAUCCGUUUAUGCAAAAAUUGAUUGAAGGAGAUUAUUACAAAGCUUUUGCCUACGUAUUUAUGGUUCAAUAUUCUUUGGGAUUUGUUAAUAAAAGCGAUAAAUGUAAUGGCUUAUUCGCAUCGCAGCUGAUACAAAAAAUUGAAGACCUAUUAGUUGAAGAUGAUGCAAAAGGCCUGAACGGGUUUUUAAAGAGUGCAGUUAUAUUCAUGGACCAUAUAAAGCUGUCCGAUGACUUGUGGAAGAAAUUAUUUUCGAUUUCGCACGACCUUCUAAGCUCUGUGAAAAGUAUACACCCGAACAGAUUCACUCGAUCCCCAGAUAUAUACCGGCAUGGAACUGCUGAUAAAUUAGAGGCAAUAAAAACUUCAAUUAAAAUGUCGGAGCUCUUAAUUUUAAAUUUAGAGGAAAAUGUUGGUAUAACAAAAGAAAAGAUCCACUUUCUUAAUAUGGUAGAUCAGUGGAUGAUUGAAGCGUGUGGAAUGCUUUUCGAUGAACAUCCUCGACGUCGUACAUUUAAGUUUGACAUCAAAAUUGCACAAUUUUUAAUUGAAAAAAUAUCGUGGCAGACUUUAAGAGAUUCCAUCAAAAUGCCCUUUGAUGAGUAUGUCUGGAAUUUAACCAGUUAUAUGACUUAUUUGCCGGUCGAUGAUGGCUUGUGCUUCGGAUUCUCUAAGCUAAGCGACGUUUUAUUUAAUGAUACGUCAUUUGGUAUCAACAUUUACAGCAGUAGAAAUGGAGACGUUAAUCUAAGUGAGCAUGGGGAAAUUGAAGUUCAUAUUCCGUAUUUGGAAACUUCCGUGUCACAAUGCAAUGUUUAUAGCAAAGACUCGAACAUACUAUGCGAUGUUUCCAAACCAUUUCCUAAUUACAUGCAAUGUAUUUGUCCCAAAUUUGGAUUCUUUUAUUUAGACUCCCAAAGGAAUGUAACUGAAAACAUAAACCAUACGCUCAUAAAUUUAACUGACAAAAUUAAUGAAUCGUGUCGAGAAUACGAAGUUAAAUUGAAAAAACACCGGAAAUUGGGUGGCCAGAUAUCUUAUAUAAUGAUCAUCUCUUCUAUAAUGGGAGUUAGUAUUCUCUGUUAUAUUCUAAGACAACUGACAGUUGUAUUGCAACAAAAUGUUGAAAUUGAAGGACAUACCGAUUAUGAGUACUAACAUAUUUUUUUCAUUUUUACUAACGCAUGUGAUAUUCAUUUCUAUACCUAUAUACUAGUCGAUUUCCAAUUCGAUAAAUGAAAUUUUGGUUUAAUGAAUAACAUAACUGCAUAAUAAAUACACUGUCAUGCCAUUUA